Emericellopsis cladophorae is the source of this 363-nucleotide messenger RNA. RefSeq names its product kinase-like domain-containing protein. Bases 1 to 363 code for a protein of 120 amino acids. The transcript is spliced from 2 exons. The record is from RefSeq and is a predicted model, not a curated record. Lineage: Eukaryota; Fungi; Ascomycota; Sordariomycetes; Hypocreales; Bionectriaceae.
AUGGACCGGGUACUUCAGGCCGGGGUUCAGCUGGCCCCACGCCUUUUGCUGGAGAAUCCCGAGGAAGAGGACGAGCUGCUGUCGCGCGAAUUCAACGACGUCGAUUUCAGGCCCCCGCAGCAGUUUCUCCAGGGCUUCUGGAACGCGGGACGGCGUUGGCUCGGGCGAGACGGGGACAUAGGAAAGCCGCCCGUCCGCUGGGGACCAGAAGUCGUCUUUGGUAAUGGUGGCGGUGAUAUUUCGGAUUUCCUUAUCGACUCGCUAAGGGGGAACGACGACGUUCCACUGUUUGAAGAGCUCAUCGGGGAGGUCGCCGAGCCGGGCCGUGAGGGAGAGGAGAUGGUCAUCAUCUUCAAAGUCUGA